AUGCAAGACUAUAGCAAAAGACGGCUUACUUAUGAGACUGAUAAAUUUCCCGCCAUUUCUGCGCUCGCCAAGUUAAUCUCUGAGGAGAAUCCCGGUCAAGAAUACCUAGCAGGGCUCUGGAAAUCAGAUCUUCACAGGGGACUUCUAUGGUCUCCGUUCCCGAAGCGCAAUGUACAGGAUGUUCUGGAGCCUUGCUCUCACGGGUACAGGUUCAAACACGUCUCUCAAGAAUAUAUUGCGCCUUCAUGGAGCUGGGCCAGCUGUCCAGGUCCCGUCAACUGGCUCGGGGAAAUCAAUGGCCGCCUACCCGCUGAUAGCGCCUUCUUCCCCGAGUAUAGAUUACUUAAUGCCGAGGUUGUCGCUGCUGACAGGACAAACUUGUAUGGCCGUGUGUCCAGCGCAUGCCUUGAGCUUGAGGCAAAAUUACUUCGGGUGCCACUUGGCGGCGAUGGCAAAGCAAAAGUCGUAAAAAAUGCGGACACGGAAAAGACUUACACCUUUGGCUUCUUGUAUCUUAAUACAACUCAUGCUUUCUUAUCGCCAAGCGAUGAGUACGUUGCGAACUUUUCGCUGGAUUGGGAUUCUCCGUCCUUGGGUAUUUCGGACAGUGCAAACGAACCCGUAGAGCAAAUGUGGAUGAUGCUGACUAGCAGUAUUCAACACAAGAAACCGCUGGAAAACCAGUCACGGGGGUUUGCCCCUGGAGAGAAUUGCCUGGGUCUGCUAUUGCUCCCAACGGAGAACGAGAGGGAGUUCAUUAAAGUGGGUAUCUGGCUUUAUCAUCUCUAUAAACAUCAGGGUAAAAGGCAAUGGGAGGGCAUUCAGCCACAGUCCAUAAGAAUUGUCUAG
Trichoderma gamsii is the source of this 849-nucleotide messenger RNA. RefSeq lists its product as hypothetical. The record is from RefSeq and is a predicted model, not a curated record. Lineage: Eukaryota; Fungi; Ascomycota; Sordariomycetes; Hypocreales; Hypocreaceae. Bases 1 to 849 code for a protein of 282 amino acids. The transcript has a single exon.